GGUCGAACUAAGACUUUGCGAAAACGAAACCGUCCAGACUGUGUAAUCCUAAUUGACUAUGGCUAACCUUCCGCCCGGUUACUAUAGAACGGAGCUUAAUAGAACCGUUUGGGAAGUUCCUGAAAAGUAUCAAGACUUGAGUCCAAUUGGAACCGGUGCGUAUGGACAAGUUUGCUCGGCUUUAAACACCACUACUAAUGAACAAGUGGCGAUUAAGAAAUUAUCAAGACCCUUCCAAACCACAAUGCAUGCAAAGAGAUCCUUCAGAGAAUUGAAACUUCUUCGUCACAUGGAUCACGAAAAUGUUAUUGGUUUGCUUGAUGUGUUUACUCCCAAUACUUCAUUUGAAAGUUUUCAAGAUGUAUAUAUGGUAACUGCUCUGAUGGGAGCUGACUUGAACAGCAUUCUUAAGUGUCAAAAACUCACUGAUGAACAUGUUCAGUUUCUUGUUUAUCAGAUACUAAGAGGAUUAAAGUAUGUCCAUUCAGCAGGAGUUAUUCACAGCGAUCUGAAGCCCAGUAAGAUAGCUGUUAAUGAGGAUUGUGAACUCAGGAUUCUUGACUUUGGUUUGGCAAGAAUGGCUGAGGAGGAAAUGACAGGUUAUGUGGCAACAAGAUGGUACAGAGCACCAGAAAUCAUGCUCAACUGGAUGCAUUAUAAUCAAACAGGUUUGUGUCUAACUUGUAGCUUGCACAUUUCUCAGCCUUAACUGUUAAAAAAUAUUGACCAGUUGACACGAAUUAUGCAACUUGUUGGGAAACCAGGUGAAGAGUUCCUGGCAAAAAUCAGUAGUGAUUCAGCAAGAAGUUAUAUAUCAUCCAUGCCAAAAUAUGAAAAGAGACCAUUCUCUCAGUUUUUUAUUAAUGCUAACCCACAAGCUGUAAAUCUGUUGGAAAGGAUGCUAAACCUUGAUACAGAUACAAGAAUCACUGCAGAAGAAGCCCUCGCUCAUCCUUACCUAGCUACUUAUGCAGACGCAGAUGAUGAGCCAACAUGUGAGCCAUUUGAUGAAGUACAGUUCGAAGCCAAGGAUUGGCCAACAGAUAAAUGGAGAGAACUGGUCUACAAAGAAAUCCUUAACUUUCAGUCAAAGAAAGAAGAGGAAAGUAUGCAAACUGGAUAAAGAAUAAUGUGGCAAAAGGAAGAUAUUAGAUUGUAAAUUAUCUUAACAAACCUCACCACGAAGAUUUUCACGGGGAAACGAAGUUAGGAAUUCUUUUGAAGCUUGGGUAUUCCUUAAAGAGCAAUUUUUAAUAGCCCAACCUUUCGUAUGAUAAAAAUUUUUCAUUCACAUGCAAGUUAAACUCAUUUACUCAAGAACGGUUGAGGACCAGGCCUCGUUUUGAAAAAGAGGCCAAAGCUAAUUCGGAAAUGGCCUAUGUGUGUCCAAAGAAAUCCCGGAUUGCUUUGGCUUUACUAAACUUAACUCUGUGAUUGGUUCAGAAAACUCGCGCCAUCCUCUCAACCAAUCAGAUGCAGAACUAAAAAGAAACGCGUUUUCUCGCGCUUCGAGCAGUUUGCUUAUUUUUGCUUUGACUUCUCAUUGGUUAAUGAUAAUUAUCAUAAACCUUUGUUCUGAUUGGUUGCUGGAAUAACUUAAGAUUUGUUUUUUUUCAAUACUCAAUUGGAAACAGACCCAGAUUUUUCUUUGCGCGUGUGUCUGUGUGUUUGUGUGUGUGUGCUUGUGUGUACGACCUUUGACUGGAAAGUCGUUUUCGCGGUUUUAAAAAAAAUGUUCGCAGUCAGACUCUGGUUAGAAAUAACAUGUCCCUUGCAUUGUAACCUAUUACUCGUUCAGAAGCUGAAAAAAAUUUCUACCUCUAUUUAUAAAUCAAAACAAUGCAGUAACAAGAAUUUUGGCGGGUCGUUACUAAGUAUCUUGUCUCGAUUAAACGAAAGAACAUCACAUUUUCUCAGAA
Messenger RNA from Stylophora pistillata, 1919 nucleotides. Its product is annotated as mitogen-activated protein kinase 14-like. The record is from RefSeq and is a predicted model, not a curated record. Gene Ontology annotation, molecular function: MAP kinase activity; ATP binding. NCBI's taxonomy places the organism in Eukaryota, Metazoa, Cnidaria, Anthozoa, Scleractinia, Pocilloporidae. Gene Ontology annotation, biological process: protein phosphorylation.